Populus nigra (black poplar) is the source of this 2270-nucleotide messenger RNA. RefSeq names its product xyloglucan galactosyltransferase XLT2-like. The record is from RefSeq and is a predicted model, not a curated record. Gene Ontology annotation, molecular function: galactosyltransferase activity. The transcript has a single exon. Gene Ontology annotation, biological process: xyloglucan biosynthetic process. The coding region runs from base 186 to 1718 and encodes 510 amino acids. NCBI's taxonomy places the organism in Eukaryota, Viridiplantae, Streptophyta, Magnoliopsida, Malpighiales, Salicaceae.
UUCCUCAGCCCGAAAUCUUACCGUACACGUGCUCAUCACCACAACCUUGUAGGAUACAAAAAGCCCCUAAUCAGCCCAGACACAACUCAAGAAACUCCACGAACAUCAAGAAACUAUCUUCACUUGACACGCUCGCUUAUCUCUCACCACCAUUUUUUCCGGCGAGCCGGAAAAGCGAAGUUCUCAUGCUGCUUCCACUCUCAAAUGCUUCAUCUUCUCCUGAACCCCAAAUCAAGAAACCAAAAACUCCACCUGAUUUCCAAAGAAAAGACUCAUUCAAGUCACAUAAAGCAUUUCUUGCUGCUCAUUACCCUUCUUUUAACCAACCUCGCAUAUGUCUUUUCCUUUCCGUUUUCUUCAUUCAAAUCCUCCUCCUCAUCGCUUUCCGCUCCCUUCCUCUAUCCUCACACCACCGCCGCCAGCACUUCCCUUCUCCCUUCAGCACCAGACACCACCAACACCUCAACCAAACCGCAACCACCGCUCCCAGCACAGUGAAAGAGGAAAGUUCCUGCGAGUUUGGCAAAAUCUUUGUCUAUGAUCUUCCGAGUGCUCUGAACAAGGAAUUGGUUAGCAAUUGUGAUGAAUUGAACCCGUGGAGUUCAAGCUGUGCUGCGUUGUCGAAUGACGGAUUUGGCCCUGUAGCCACCGGAAUCUCCAGUGUUGUACCUGAAAAUCUUUCUCCUGCCUGGUACUGGACUGAUCAGUUCGUGACUGAAAUUCUUGUCCACAACAGAAUUUUGAAUCACAAGUGCAGAACUCAAGACCCCAACAAUGCGACAGCCUUUUACAUUCCGUUUUAUGCUGGACUUGCUGUCGGAAAAUUUUUAUUUUUCAAGAACUCAUCAGCUAAAGAACGCGACUUUCACUGCGAGAUGAUGCUGAAGUGGGUUCAAGACCAGCCGUAUUUUCAAAGAAAUGAGGGUUGGGAUCAUUUCAUGACAAUGGGAAGGAUUUCCUGGGAUUUUCGACGGUCCAAGGACAAGGAUUGGGGCUCGAGUUGCAUUUACAAGCCAGGUAUGCGAAACAUCACUCGCCUUUUGAUUGAACGGAAUCCGUGGGAUUAUUUUGAUGUUGGUGUCCCCUACCCUACCGGAUUCCACCCUCGACGGGACAAUGAUGUUGUCCAAUGGCAGGAUUUUGUUCGAAAUCGUAACAGGAAAAACCUUUUCUGUUUUGCUGGUGCGAAACGUAGCAAAUUCAACAAUGAUUUUAGAGGGUUGCUAUCGAAUCAUUGUAGGAAUGAGUCUGAUUCAUGCCGAGUUGUGGAUUGUGCUGGUUCUAAAUGUUCUAAUGGAACGUCCUUGAUUCUUGAAACGUUCUUGGAUUCUGCAUUUUGUUUGCAGCCUAGAGGUGACAGUUUUACAAGAAGGUCGAUUUUUGAUUGCAUGAUCGCUGGUUCGAUUCCGGUCUUGUUCUGGAAAAGAUCUGCUUAUUAUCAAUAUGAGUGGUUCUUACCGGGUGAACCGGAGAGUUAUUCGGUGUUUAUAGAUCGAAAUGAAGUGAAAAAUGGGACUACAUCGAUUCGGAAAGUGCUUGAGAGCUAUAGCGAAGAAAGGAUUAGCAGAAUGAGGGAGAAGGUUAUUGAAUAUAUACCAAAGUUUGUGUACGCUAGACCUCAAGGAGGUUUAGAGACAAUAAAAGAUGCAUUUGAUGUUGCUAUUGAUAGGGUUUUGAGGAGAUUCAAAGAGCAUGAGCAACCUGGUUACAAGUGGUAAUUGGAGGAAGUUAAGAUGGUGAGUUGGGUGCUUGGGAUCCAAUUUGUGAAGAAGAUCAUAUACCCAAGCUUUAGAAGACAGAUUUUUUACAAGAAAUUUUAUAUAGACACAGUUAUUACAAGUUGUUACUACAGUUUUUUGGUAUAUGUAUUCUUUAUAAUAAUGUUGUAUACUACAGUUGUAAUUCGUUUGAGUCUGAGGACUAGAAAUUUUCAGAAAUACAUGUUGUGUAAUUGGGCUAUAAUUUCAUUAGCUAGUUAAACUGAAGCCUCCUAUCAUCAUAUGGAUCAGGCAGACCACCAAUUGCUGGUGGUGGUAUGGUGGUCCAAGCUCCUUUUUGUUGGCUGGAGACAGCUGCAAUGGAUUUGGCUAGCUAGCUGGCUAGUUGGGUGUCAAGCAUCAUGAUGAAAGAAAAUAGGCAUGGUGAAUUUGUUUGGGAGGACCAUGCUAUGAUCCAAGCCCAUGGAUCUAGACAUAAAAGAGAGAUGAUAAUGUAUAAAAAUAAUUAAUGUCUGCCAAAGAAAACUCCAAGAUCAGCACCUGUUGAUAUUA